AUGCCGAGGUUCGAGCCAGUCCCUGAUUCUUAUAAGGAUCUUGAGGGUAAAGUGGUUGUUUUGACUGGAGGUGCCCAUGGCGUUGGAGAGGCCGUCGUUCGUUAUUUGCAUAAUGCUGGUGCUCACACCUUCUUCGGAGACAUCGAUGACAAAGCUUGUCAAUCCGUGGUAGAUACUCUGAAGGCAGCGAAGCUAUCACAAGCCAGUCUAUAUUUCUUGCAUAUUGAUGUUCGGGAAUACGAGGACAAUCUUGCUCUGUUCAAACUAGCAUAUGAGAAGCAUGGGAGGGUAGACCAUGCAUUCUCUAUUGCCGGGGUUACUGAGCGACAGAAUUGGUUUGAACCAGGCUUGAAUCUGCAGAGCGUGGAGAUUGCCCCUUCGACAAUGGUACUGGAUGUCAAUUUGACUGGGCUAUGUUACUUUGCCCGAAUCGCGACGGUAUAUCUCCGGCAGGGAAACGACAAUCACGAACAGGACAAAUCCAUUUGCCUACUUGGAUCUAUCGCAUCGUUUAAAGAGCAAGCCGGUCUCUUCAUAUACCAGCCAAGCAAGCACGGCGUGAUUGGUCUUAUGCGCUCAACACGAAAGAUGCUAUACCAUGAAUACGGCAUCAGAAUCAAUACGAUUUGCCCAUCGCUGAUCAAUACAGGAAUGGCGUCACACAUGUAUGAUCUAUGGACAGGACGAGGUUUGCCGGUAAACGAGGCACAUGAGGUGGCCGAGUAUGUCUUGACCCUAGCGAGCAUACCAAAAAGCCCUUUCGUGGGAACUUUGACAGGACUUGCAGUCUACGUCGAAGGUGGCAACGGCUGGGAAAUUGAAAGGGAUCUGGACAGUGCGGAGGGACACUGGCUAGGUGAAGAGAACACGAAGGCGGUUGCGAGAAUCGAGGAAGCAUUAGGCGUGGGUUUGAGCUGGACGCAAACGAAAUGA
This is a messenger RNA of Exophiala oligosperma, 933 nucleotides long. RefSeq lists its product as uncharacterized. The record is from RefSeq and is a predicted model, not a curated record. NCBI's taxonomy places the organism in Eukaryota, Fungi, Ascomycota, Eurotiomycetes, Chaetothyriales, Herpotrichiellaceae. The transcript has 2 exons. Bases 1 to 933 code for a protein of 310 amino acids.